UUUGUUUUGUUGUUGUGUUUGUCUGUUUUAUGUAUCAACCUCUAACUAGCCCAUUCUAUAAAUCCAUAUGCCCACCUCUCCUAAAACCCUCCGGCUGCAACGAAAUUUGGAAGGUGCUAGCUUGAGGGAAAUGGCCAGUACCGGAGCAGCGGCCGAGGGAAUAUUCAGAUCAUGUCUGUAUGAGGGUUGCAUUUCAGGCUGCGAUACCUGGAUUGAGCGCCGACCUUACCAUCGGAAUUGCACCUGUGCACUCCACAAGCCACGUAAUGGAAGCUCCCAUGUUGUAUCGAACAACAUGUGCAAAAAGAACGUGUCUUACCCCAUCAGGAGGUCCUGGAGUGAGGGCUCCUUGGCCUUGCACGCUGCAGCUUCCUCUAACCAUUCAUCGCCUUCUUCUUCACCAUUACUUGUGGUUGGGGCUCAUGCAGCGAGGGGGCCACAGUCGUCGAGUUUGUUUGAUCAAGAUCCGGACUGA
Messenger RNA from Juglans microcarpa x Juglans regia, 475 nucleotides. RefSeq lists its product as uncharacterized. The transcript has a single exon. Bases 68 to 475 code for a protein of 135 amino acids. NCBI's taxonomy places the organism in Eukaryota, Viridiplantae, Streptophyta, Magnoliopsida, Fagales, Juglandaceae. The record is from RefSeq and is a predicted model, not a curated record.